Molecule: messenger RNA, 3052 nt
Organism: Scomber japonicus (chub mackerel)
Lineage: Eukaryota; Metazoa; Chordata; Actinopteri; Scombriformes; Scombridae
Gene: senp2
Product: SUMO specific peptidase 2
Exons: 17
Coding region: 129-2024 (631 amino acids)
Biological process (GO): protein desumoylation
Cellular component (GO): nucleus
Molecular function (GO): deSUMOylase activity
Source: RefSeq, a predicted model, not a curated record
GUGCUAACGCUAAGCUAAGAUAGCGGCAGGCUGUGUGUCGUAGAUCCGUCGCCUGACACCGUAUCCGCGGUGAAAUCGUCCUGGCCCGCGUAGAAGACCUCGUUACAAUAUUUUCGUAUUUGUCUGGGAUGUAUGGAUGGAUAGUUGACGGAAUAUCCUCGCUGUUUGAGCCCGUGACGGGGCAAAAGCCCACCGAGUGGCCCGGGAAAGGUAACAUUAGCGAGGACAUACCCACGGUACCUGAAGCGAGGGUACUGCGGGAGGAGAACAGCAGCAGACCGGCUAAAAGAAACUACCAGAGUGUUGAUGUUGCAGACAGCUUUGGUCAGAGUGAACAGGUGGCAGUGAAAAGACGGAGACGAGAUGUAGUUAUAAGUUUUGUGAAGAAGACUGUGGCCGGUGUAGCACGUCUACUCAGGUUGAGGAAUCGACUGACGCCCAACUGUAAGAAGCACAGACAAUAUGAAGAGACACAGCCUGUCACUCUGAUGGGAAUAGAUGAGCUCCAUACCUCCUGGCAGAGCUGCACUGAGUGGAGAAUGGAUAAACCAGUGGGUGGAGUAAAUGAAAGGGCGGGUAAGAAUACUUUUCAGAGCUCCUCACCUCCUCUAAUGAGGAAAUACAGUGGGACGGCACUCCCUGCAGGGCUCCCUGACAGGGGGAAAGACAGGGAGAGGAGAGGCUCCCUCCAGCUGCUGCCCUCCAGGCCUGCUCUGAGGGUAGGAACCCCGAACCCUGACCCAAACUGCAAUAGCUUUGGACACAACCGCUGCUACAAGCCCAGUCUUACUGUGGAAGAGGCCAUAAAACAGAACGAUAAAGAACACUACAGGCGGCUGCUGGAGAUGGUGACGGAGAAGUACAGCAAAAGCCAACCCCUCCCUUUUAACCAAACCAAACCACAAGAUGAGUCACUGUUGCAGAGUGAACACAAAGCAACUGCUUCAGGAAAAGCUUUUGAAUCGUUGCCCAGAAAGACAGGAUACACAGCUGCCCCGAGCGUGUUUACAUGGAGAAAUGCAUCAGCAGCUAAAGACAGGUGGGGUGGUUUGACUCUCAGUAAGACGUUCAAUGGAGCCUUCGAAGACACACAGCAUGUGAGAUGUGCAAAGCAGAAACCGACAGCAGACUUGGACCUUUCUACAGAAGUAGCUACUCGCCUCAAUCUAGUGGACAGAGAGACUUCUCCUGUCAGCCUGCCGGACGCACACUCUGCACACACCGCACACACCGCACACACCGCACACACCGCACACUCUGCACACUCUGCACACACCACCCACGUCAGACACAGUGAUGAGGACAUACCUCGACUCACCAAGGAAAUGGCUGUGGAGGUGAGUGGCGCUCUGGCUCAGAAUGAUCCCAACCUUGUUUUAAGUGCAGCUUUCAAACUACGCAUCACACAAAGAGACCUGAGCACACUGCAGGAAGGCGGAUGGCUUAAUGAUGAGGUGAUGAACUUCUACCUUUCCCUGGUGAUGGAGCGGUGGAGCCAAGCAACAGGAUUAAGAGUCUAUUCGUUUAGCACCUUCUUCUUCCCCAAGCUGCGAGGUGGAGGAGGAGGAGGAGGUGGAGGAGGAGGAGGUGGGCAGACUGGAGGACAUGCUGCGGUGAAGCGCUGGACCAAGGCUGUCGAUCUCUUCCUCUACGAUCUUAUUCUUGUUCCUCUGCAUCUGGGCGUCCACUGGGCAAUGGCUGUUAUAGAUUUUAGAUCAAAGACAGUGAAAUCAUACGACUCGAUGGGCCAGAGACAUGAUGACAUCUGUAGUCUUUUACUACUCUACCUUAAGGAGGAGCACAAAGCAAAGAAAGGCAGAGAGCUCGACAGUGCCAAAUGGACUGUUAGUAGCAUGCGGGCAACUGAGAUUCCACAGCAGAAAAAUGGCAGCGACUGUGGUGUUUUUGCCUGUAAAUACGCAGACUAUAUUGCUAAAGGAAGACCUCUCACCUUCAAACAGUGCCACAUGCCGCUCUUCCGGAAGUUAAUGAUUUGGGAAAUCCUCAAUCAGAAGCUGCUAUAAAGAAUCACAAACAAUCUCCCGUCUGAUACACGUCUAACAACAGAGACUUUCUCAACGGGAGCAACGUCUGUGUACAAUGACGACACAGCGAGGAAGAAGAAAAGGACGGGCCAAAGAAAUGGACUUUACUGACUGAAAUAAAACAGUCUGGAGAAAUCAAACAGCAGUCUUAAAAUUUGAUUAUGUCCCUGUAGCUGACGGGGACGUAUUAACAUUUUGUAAUCUCUAAUUGUAAUUGGAGACAUUAUUGGGAUGUAAGAAGUGUAUGUUUUACACAAGCGUUGGCACUACUGACUGAAAGGCUUUUUGUUUUUUAUUAACUUUGGAUUGUUAGUUGGCAGUACUGCCUGAAGUGCCUUCAGCAUUUGACACUGAGUUCAGCUUUUUGUCUAAUUUGGCAAAUUAUUUAGCCACAUAUACUAAAAGUCAGUUUUGAGGAGCUUGUCUCAGAAUUUGCUGACCCUUUUUUUGUUCUUAUUUAAAUAAUUUGGCUGCACUGUAAUAAACAGAGUGGACAACAACUAACUGCAACACUAUUGAAACUCAAUCUAUCAAUACAGACAAUGAAAGAUAAAAUACCUCCUCUCCAGACAAAAUGAUGCACGGUUGAGCGCUUGUAAUAUGUUUGUCUUGCUAUUAUUUAUGAAUUGACUGAAUGAGAAAGUGUUUUGGGAGUGCGUGUAGUGUAUAGUGUUUGCCUCCAUGAGUGGAGUACGAAUAGUUGUUUUCCCCCCAUAUGUUACAUAAGUUGCUGUUAGGUCUGUGAAUCUUCUUCAUGAACAUACUGAGGCUAUUUAGGGCUAUUACACUUACUUACAAUAUAGCAUACUGCAUAGAAAACUACUGUACACACAUGCAUGUUUGAGUUCAUGCUUUAAAAUGUGAUUUUUUUUUUCCUGUAAUAAAGUAUUCAUUUUCUAAAUUUGAAUUUUAUACACAUGAGUGACUCGUGCAGAGCUGCUAGAGGCUUGUCUAGAGCUGGAUGAUUAGGUUGUUUUUACCUUCAGUUGCUCAAUGCAACUUUUUUC